This is a messenger RNA of Pistacia vera, 1003 nucleotides long. RefSeq names its product protein FATTY ACID EXPORT 1, chloroplastic. The coding region runs from base 168 to 863 and encodes 231 amino acids. The transcript is spliced from 7 exons. Gene Ontology annotation, cellular component: membrane. The record is from RefSeq and is a predicted model, not a curated record. NCBI's taxonomy places the organism in Eukaryota, Viridiplantae, Streptophyta, Magnoliopsida, Sapindales, Anacardiaceae.
UAUCUGGAAAUUGUUUAGGGAGUAGACACGCCGUAUGAAUGCUAGCAGGGAGUCAAAGACUAAGAGGUGAACGUGGGUCAUAAUAUUAAUGCAAUAAUUUGACAAAUAAGAUACUUUAAAAUUUAACACCUUGAUUUGGAUUGGAAUCAAACGCAUAUAUCAUAAUCAUGGCAGCCACAAGCUCUCAGCUUUCCUCUUUCUCUGCAAUCCAUCGCAAAUUUCACCUUCAACAACGCUCUCUUUUAUACCCAAGUUUUCGUCCUCAAAAGUCAUGGGUUGUAAUGUGUGUCGAUAGGAGAGGAGAGAAUACUACAAGCUCUGAGAUUAAAACUACUCUAAGUAAUACAGCUGACGAAUCAAAACCAUAUGUUGAACGGACGGCUAAGUCAUAUCCAGAUGUAGAAGAAGAACAUGCUGCUCGGGUAAUGGGAGCCAAUGAGCAGGUACAUGACGAUGGAGUCUCGCAACAGAAAAAGGGAGCAAAAAUCCAUGAUUUCUGUUUUGGAAUUCCUUAUGGUAGUCUUGUUCUAGGUGGGGGCCUUAUUGGUCUUAUAUUCUCAAGAAAUCCUGCAACGUUUAGAAAUAUCAUAAUUGGAGGGGCUUUGCUAACUCUCAGCACUUUCAGCUUAAAGACCUGGAGACAAGGAAAAUCAAGUUUACCACACAUAAUAGGACAAGCAGUGCUCUCAGCAAUCCUCUUGUGGAAGAACUAUGAGACCUACUCAUUGACAAAGAAGCUAAUUCCAACUGCUUUUUAUGCUGCCAUCAGUGUUGCUAUGUUGUGUUUCUACUCGUAUGUGGUGCUUUCUGGAGGAAAUCCACCACCAAAGAAGCAGAAGUCACCUGCUGUUGCCCCGUCAUAAGGAGAAGCCUUAAAGACCAGAUCAUUUAGAAUCUUCUUGGGAAUUUUCGUUUAUUAGGUGAUCAUAAGUAAACAGUAAUUUAUACGAACUGCAGUUGGCUUUGAGUAAAGCUUCCAUAUCUUGUUCUAUGUUUAAGGAUG